AUGGGUGAUACGUCAUCACAAAAGCAUAGAAUUUUGAUGGUCUCUGAUUUUUUCUAUCCCAACUUUGGUGGUGUCGAGAACCACGUUUAUUACCUCUCCCAAUGCUUGCUCAACUUAGGCCACAAGGUGGUGGUGUUAACUCAUGCUUAUGGAAAUCGCUCUGGGGUUAGAUAUAUGACUGGUGGUUUAAAAGUCUACUAUGUUCCUUGGAGACCGUUCUUUAAUCAGAGUACAUUUCCGACUUUAUAUGGGGUGCUGCCAAUUAUAAGAACAAUUCUUAUUCGAGAAAGAAUUACUAUAGUGCACGGACAUCAAACAUUCUCAACACUUUGUCAUGAUGCUCUUAUGCAUGCGAGGAUCAUGGGAUACAAGGUUGUGUUUACAGAUCAUUCGCUGCAUGGUUUUGGUGAUGCUGGAAGCAUUCACAUGAACAAGGUGUUGCAGUUUACCUUGGCUGAUGUGAGUCAAGCAAUUUGUGUUUCCCAUACAAGCAAGGAAAACACAGUCUUGAGGUCAGGUUUGGCGCCAGAGAAGGUUUUCGUGAUACCUAAUGCUGUUGACACUGCUGUGUUCAAGCCGGCAUUGGAGUGGCCUGGCGGGUUUGAAAUUGUUAUUGUCGUUAUUAGUCGAUUGGUUUAUCGGAAAGGAGCAGACUUGCUUGUUGAAGUCAUUCCAGAAGUAUGCCGGUUACAUCCUAAUGUUCGAUUUAUUGUUGGAGGUGAUGGACCUAAGCGUGUGCGGUUGGAGGAGAUGAGAGAAAAGCAUUCUCUUCACGAACGUGUUGAUUUAUUGGGAGCCGUACCGCAUGCACAAGUUCGAUCUGUUCUAAUAUCCGGACAUAUCUUCUUAAACAGUUCCUUGACAGAAGCUUUUUGCAUGGCCAUAUUAGAGGCUGCUAGUUGUGGAUUGUUAACUGUUAGCACACGAGUUGGAGGUGUUCCUGAGGUUUUACCGGAUGACAUGAUUGUUUUGGCAGAACCUGAUCCAGCUGACAUGGUGCAUGCAAUCCAGAAGGCAAUAUCUAUGCUUCCUAAAAUUGAUCCUCAAGUCAUGCACAAUCGAAUGAGGGAACUCUACAACUGGCAUGAUGUCGCCAAACGAACUGAAAUUGUAUACGAUCGUGCUAUGAAGUGCUCCAAUCAAAGUCUAUUACAUCGUCUUUCACGAUACUUAUCUUGUGGAGCAUGGGCAGGCAAGCUCUUUUGCUUGGUUAUGAUCUUUAGCUUUUUGUUCUGGCAUCUACUGGAACUAUGGCAGCCUGCAGAUGAUAUUGAAGAGGUACCGGAUGUCAUUUUUUCACGCAACUGUGAUGGAGAGAUGUUGCAGAAAUCCCAACAAUGA
This is a messenger RNA of Abrus precatorius (Indian licorice), 1341 nucleotides long. Its product is annotated as phosphatidylinositol N-acetylglucosaminyltransferase subunit A-like. Gene Ontology annotation, cellular component: glycosylphosphatidylinositol-N-acetylglucosaminyltransferase (GPI-GnT) complex. Gene Ontology annotation, biological process: GPI anchor biosynthetic process. The record is from RefSeq and is a predicted model, not a curated record. Bases 1 to 1341 code for a protein of 446 amino acids. Gene Ontology annotation, molecular function: phosphatidylinositol N-acetylglucosaminyltransferase activity. The transcript has 8 exons. NCBI's taxonomy places the organism in Eukaryota, Viridiplantae, Streptophyta, Magnoliopsida, Fabales, Fabaceae.